AUGUCUAAUUUUGUUGAGAAGAUUGUGGAAAUUCACCAAAAGACUAUUUUUUCUAUCCAGGUUGAUGAUAGCACAAUUCAUAACCAAGCUAUCAUUCUGGUGUUCGUCAGAUUCAUCAAUGAAGAUGAUAUAAGGGAAGAAAUGUUAUUCAUUAAAAGUUUGUCUGAAACUACUAAUGUAGAAGAUAUAUUCAAUGAAGUAAUGCAGUACUUUAAUGAUAAAAACAUUCCAUUGACUAAUUUGAUCAACACUGCAUCAGACGGAGCUGCAGCAAUGACUGGAAAAGUGAAAGGCUUUGUUUCUAGAAUGAAAUGA
Octopus sinensis (East Asian common octopus) is the source of this 315-nucleotide messenger RNA. RefSeq names its product SCAN domain-containing protein 3-like. The record is from RefSeq and is a predicted model, not a curated record. Bases 1 to 315 code for a protein of 104 amino acids. NCBI's taxonomy places the organism in Eukaryota, Metazoa, Mollusca, Cephalopoda, Octopoda, Octopodidae. The transcript has a single exon.